AUGGAGUUGGCCCGUGUUUUGAAGGAGCUCAAACUAUCAUUUGUUAAUGCUGAUACUAGUCUGGCAUUAAGUUGUGUUUCAAUGCUUUCGCAAGUUGCGUCUAUUGUAAAGUUUAAUGGGCUGAAUUUUGCUGAGUGGCAUGAACAAAUUCAGUUUCACCUCGGUGUUCUGGAUCUUGAUCUAGCACUCUUGACUGACAAGCCCGCUGCUAUUGAUGAUAAUAGCAGUGCUGAUGAUGUAGCCUUCCAUCAAGCAUGGGAAAGGUCAAAUAGACUCAGCAUGAUGCUUAUGCGAAUGACACUUGAAAGAAACAUCAAGUCAACAAUUCCCAAAUUUGACAGUGCUAAGGAUUUGUUGAAACAUGUGGAGAAAAAUUCACUUUCUGAAUGUGCUGAUAAGGCCCUAGCAGGCACACUUAUGGGUAAACUGACCACCAUGAAAUUUGAUGGUUCACGUUCCAUGCAUCAGCAUGUUACUGAGAUGUUAACCUUAGCAGGAAAAUUAAGGUCCAUGGAAAUGGAAGUGAGUGAUACUUUCCUUGUUCAAUUUAUUUUAAACUCUUUGCCUCACGAGUAUGAGAGAUUCCAAGUGAAUUAUAAUUCCAUUAAAGAUAAGUGGAAUGUACUCGAAUUGCAUAAAAUGCUAAAUCAAGAGGAAAGAAGGCUUAAGGGACAAGGGAUUCACUCAGUUAAUAUCAUGAGUUAG
Molecule: messenger RNA, 705 nt
Organism: Ipomoea triloba (trilobed morning glory)
Lineage: Eukaryota; Viridiplantae; Streptophyta; Magnoliopsida; Solanales; Convolvulaceae
Exons: 2
Coding region: 1-705 (234 amino acids)
Source: RefSeq, a predicted model, not a curated record